AUGGGUGUUCCGUCGUUUUUCAGAUGGUUGUCACGGAAGUACCCAAAGAUCAUCUCCCCCGUGCUGGAGGAGAGGCCACAGAUCGUCGAUGGGGUCGAGUUGCCCAUCGAUUACUCGACUGAGAAUGCCAAUGGGGAACUCGACAAUCUGUAUCUCGAUAUGAACGGUAUCGUGCAUCCUUGUUCGCACCCAGAGAACAAACCGCCUCCUGAAACGGAGGACGAGAUGCUGCUCGCCGUGUUCGAGUACACGCACAGAGUGCUCAAUAUGGCUAGGCCCAGGAAGGUUCUCGUGAUGGCCGUGGACGGUGUGGCGCCAAGAGCGAAGAUGAACCAGCAGCGUGCGAGAAGAUUAGGUCUGGCGAAGGACGCGGAGUUGCAGAACGAGAAGAAAGAGGAGGAGUUGCGGAAAAGAGAGCAUUACGGUGAAGUCAUCGACGAUUCCGUGAAGGCCAAAAAAACUUGGGACUCGAACGCAAUUACACCGGGUACGCCCUUCAUGGAUAAGCUAGCACUGGCGCUUCGAUAUUGGACCGCGUUCAAGCUGGCCACUGACCCUGGAUGGAAGAACUUGCAAGUUGUUAUUAGUGAUGCAACAGUUCCAGGUGAAGGUGAACACAAAAUUAUGAACUUUAUUAGGUCACAGAGAGCGGACCCAGAAUAUAAUCCAAAUACCUCCCAUUGUAUCUACGGGUUGGAUGCGGAUUUGAUUUUCUUGGGUCUUGCUACCCACGAACCACAUUUCAAAAUUUUGAGAGAGGAUGUCUUUGCCCAAGAGUAUAAGUCUUCUAAAAGAGAUAUAGACGCGAAUAAUAUGACUGAGGAGGAGCGACAGAUUCUUUUGAAGCGGGACGCUGAGAAGCCGUUUCUAUGGUUGCAUAUUGGCAUCUUAAGGGAAUAUCUCGCAGCAGAACUGUUCGUCCCCAGAUUACCCUUUGCGUUUGACCUGGAGCGCGCCAUCGACGAUUGGGUAUUCAUGUGUUUCUUCUGUGGUAAUGAUUUCUUACCCCAUUUGCCCUGUCUCGAUGUGAGAGAGAACAGUAUUGAUAUCUUGUUGGACAUUUGGAAAAAAGUGCUUCCUAGCAUGAAGACGUAUAUGACAUGUGAUGGUCAGUUGAAUUUAGCUUCAGUGGAAGUUGUACUUAGACAGUUGGGUGCCAGAGAACCUGAUAUUUUCCAAACCAAAUACAUCCAAACGCAAAGAAACGAAGCUCGAUAUAGGCAAAAUAACAAACGUAACGGGAAGAACGUUUCCAAGGGGCAAGAUAGGCACCCUACAAAGGUCAAUGAACAGCUUCAAAUGUACGACACCUCAGGAAAUCUCGCAAAGGGUGCAUGGAACUUGACAACAAGCGACAUGGUUCGGUUGAAAAAGGAAGUCAUGCUGGCCAAUGAAGGUGACGAUCGCGCCUUAGCAGUUGUGAGGGAACAGAGCGAGAAAAAUAAUAAGAUGAUGCAAGAAAUCACCGAGGAGGAUAUGGACAAAGUAGUCGAUUUUGCUAACAAGAAUAAUUUCUCCGUUGCUGAAACUCUUAAGAAAAAGUUGGCCGCAAAGAAGCAUCAAUUGGAAGAGAAGGAAGCAGAGGAGGAUGAAAAGGAGGCAAAGGUUGUGAAAAAGUUCAAGAGCGAGGACGAUGAUUUGAAGGCCAAAAUUAAGGCAGAGGUGGAGGAUGAAGUUGAUAAUGAGGAGAGGGGCCCCCUAGUCUCCACUCCUGAACAACCAACAUCCAUCAUAUCUAGUUCAGAACUAACGGGUGGUGUGAUAGAUACGGAUGACACUGUGAGGUUACACGAAUCCGGGUACAAGGAGAGAUAUUACACUGGUAAGUUCAAUAUUUCGAAGGAUCAGAUCGAGCCGCUACGGAAAGAUAUGGUUAAAUCCUACAUUGAAGGUGUUUCAUGGGUACUGUUGUAUUAUUAUCAAGGUUGUCCAUCCUGGAAUUGGUAUUAUCCAUACCAUUAUGCCCCUUUUGCAGCAGACUUCUUUGAUAUCAACGAUAUAAAAGUCGAAUUCAAGCAAGGAGAACCUUUCCUACCAUACGAACAACUUAUGUCCGUGUUACCAGCUGCUUCUGGCCAUACUUUACCACCUAUCUUCCGGCCACUGAUGAGCGACGUAGACUCACCAAUUAUUGAUUUCUACCCACAAGAGUUUAAGAUUGAUAUGAACGGUAAAAAAAUGUCGUGGCAAGGUAUUGCACUUUUACCGUUUAUUGACGAGAAAAGACUGUUAGAAACAGUUCGUGCUCAAUAUCCAAAAUUGAGCGAAGAAGAAAGAGCACGGAACUGUCGUAAUGAAGAUAUUUUACUGAUCAGUAAUAAGAAUGCUAACUACGAAAAGUUCGUUAAGAAACUGUACAAAGAUUCUAAAGAACACACUGAUGUGUUAUUCAGGCACUUCAAAACAGGUUUGAGCGGUAUAGUCGCCACAGAUGUCGAGGGUUUCACUCUUAAUGGCAAAUUGCCAUGCCCCGUCCAUGGUGGUUCAUUGCCUGAACUGUCUACAAAUUUGUUUUUGAAGAUGCUCUAUAAAAUGCUUCCUUUGCCUGGUAAGAAUAAGUCUCUUUUAUUGAACGGCUACAUUCCAUCUAAACCAGUAUUAACACCAUACGAUCUUGAGUCCGUUUUUGUGAAUAAGAGUGGAUAUGGCAGAAACAGAAGAGGGUUUGGUGGUAGUCCACAGUACACUGAGAUUCCAACUGGUCCAUACGGUACAACUCAGUAUAGCCCUAGAGUUGGUGGGUAUAGGUCUUUUUUCUAUUUUGCAAGCAAUUCCAAUAAUAACAACAAUGCUAAUAAAAUGGGCAAUAGGUAUAACGGCAACAACAAUUACAACCAACAGCAAAAUGGCCCACCGCAUGUCAACUCAAAUAAUGACUACAGAAACAACAGGAGUGGCGGUUACAAUCCCGAAAGAAAUAACAACUAUCGUGGUAAUAACUAUCGCCAGGGCAAUAACAGGAAUUUUAACAACGGGAAUGCCAGUCGUUACCAGGGUAGCAAUCGGCGUUGA
Huiozyma naganishii CBS 8797 is the source of this 3012-nucleotide messenger RNA. RefSeq names its product ssRNA exonuclease RAT1 (gene RAT1). The record is from RefSeq and is a predicted model, not a curated record. The transcript has a single exon. Gene Ontology annotation, cellular component: nucleus. Gene Ontology annotation, molecular function: RNA binding; 5'-3' RNA exonuclease activity. NCBI's taxonomy places the organism in Eukaryota, Fungi, Ascomycota, Saccharomycetes, Saccharomycetales, Saccharomycetaceae. The coding region runs from base 1 to 3012 and encodes 1003 amino acids. Gene Ontology annotation, biological process: nuclear-transcribed mRNA catabolic process.